Messenger RNA from Colletotrichum orchidophilum, 1845 nucleotides. RefSeq names its product major facilitator superfamily transporter. Lineage: Eukaryota; Fungi; Ascomycota; Sordariomycetes; Glomerellales; Glomerellaceae. The record is from RefSeq and is a predicted model, not a curated record. Gene Ontology annotation, molecular function: transmembrane transporter activity. The coding region runs from base 1 to 1845 and encodes 614 amino acids. Gene Ontology annotation, biological process: transmembrane transport. The transcript has 6 exons.
AUGGCCGACGACAAAAGCAAUGGACUCAUCGUCCCAAUCGAUUUCAAUAAUUUCAACUCCGGUAGACGCGAAUCGAAGAUCGACAAGUACGCCAAGCGCAGCUCACAGAUGUUCAUCCCAUUCAGCGUCGUGGACUUUCGGCAUUCGCAGGCGCUUGCGCCAGCACCAUCUCCCUAUCUGAUGCAGACUUUGCAAGGGGAUGAGCGCAGGCUCGCCAGGAUCGACUCGAUUGAUACGAUCACGGCUGAGAAGCAGGAGAUGGCCGCCGUCCACGAAGAGGAAGUGCUUGGCAGUACCGAAAUCUACGACAAGGACGGCAACAUUCGGCUCGUGCCUACUCCUACUCCUGACCCUAAAGAUCCUCUCAAUCUGCCUGAAUGGCGCAAGUGGCUGGCUGUAGCUUCCUUAUGCUUCUUUGGCUCCGUCUCGCUCGCUGCUGAAAUUGCCGUCGCCGGGCUCCUGCCCGUGUUCAUUCUCGAAUAUUCUGGAGUCGAUCCCGCUUCUACUCUCAAGCACGCCGACCUCAAGGGAAACCCGAACCCCCUCGCCAUCGUUCCACCCGGUGUGACUCCAGUGUCUCUGACGUCCGUAUCUCUCUUGGCGACAAUUCCCAUGCUCAGCAACGGCGUUGCAACAUAUCUCCUGGUUCCCCUAACAGCCGCUAUUGGAAGACGUCCUGUUCUCAUCCUCACAUCUGCGUUCUCAUGGGGUGGGGGUUUCUGGGCCGGAUACAGCAAGUCACUCACCAGCCACAUUGCCGCCAGAGUCUUCCAUGGCCUGGGAUCGGGUGCCGUUGAAGCCUUACUUCCUUUGAUUGUCCAAGACAUGAUGUUUUUGCAUAAGAGAAACAAAGCUGUGGCAUCCAUCAUUGCUAGUCAGGGACCCAUGAUCGUUCUCUUCGGCAUCCUCGGCCCGUAUAUUGCAGUCAAUUGGGACUGGCGCUGGAUCUACUGGAUCACGUCCGCCGUUGGCGUCUUGACCUGGAUUAUGCUGAUCUUGUUUGUUCCCGAGACCUUGAGGCAGAGAUCCAAAGCAGAGCUUGCCGGACACCAGCUUUGGCCCAUAGGCCCUGGCGAGAACCGCACUCAGCUGGAUUAUGCCACGUUCGGCGAGCGUACACGAUGGGACGAUCUUGGUUUCCUUCAGAGUGGAACUCAUUGGAAAGAUGCCGGCCUUCAAAUCAUAGCCACUUUGAAGACCAUGAUGUUCCCCGCUGUGAUGUGGUGCACCUUAUUGCAGGUUGCCUUUGGAAUGGUCAUGAGUGCAACAGGACAGGCGACCUCAUUCGCUCUACUAGCUGCUGGAAUUCCGUUCGAACUCACCGGUCUCUCCCAAAUCCCACAGAUUCUAUCAACUCUGGUCGUCUUUGUCGUGGGCGGCCCAGUCGCCGAUGCCGUGUCCCUCUGGAUCUCGAAGAGAAGGGGUGGCCGUGAGGCCGAGCAUCAACUCCCUAAUCUCAUCCUGCCCAUAAUCUUCGCCAUCACCGGCGCCCUCGUCUUUGGCUAUGCCGACCAGAACCACCUUCACUACGCUGUCUUGCUGCUUGGAACCUUCCUACUCAUGACAUCUACCUUGAUCACAGCGCCAAUCGUGCAGAAUUUCGUCAUUGAGAGUUACCCCCAGUGGGCCGGCCCUGUUCUCGUCAACGUCUCGACUCUGCGUGUAUUCAUUUCGUUCCCCCUCAACACGCAGGUCACGACUUGGCUUCAACAACUCGGUCCUAUGAAGUUCACAGUGUACUUGUCCAUCAUGCUCUUGGCUGUAUCUACUGGCAUUCCCCUUCUUUUCAUUUUCGGCAAGAAAUUGCGUAUGAAGACAUCCGACAAAGUCGCAAAGGGGCUCUAG